CACACAUACACACAAAGAACAAUAGCCUCCUCGCAUGGCACUAGUUCAGUGUUACUAGCCCAGUGUGUAUCGAGAUUGAAUCAUACACUAUCCCGCUGUCCACUACCUUUCAUCCUUUGCCCUUUACCCUUUACUCUUUACCCUUUACCCUUUGCUCUUUACCCUAUAUCCUAUCCAUUAUCCAUGACAUGCAGCUAUACCUACACCCUGUCAGAUAUAGCUCGAACAAAGACAAAGGAAAAACACAACAAAGCGACACCACCAGCGGGCAAUUGGUCUUGGACCUGGAUCUGGACCUGGACCUGGACCUGGACCUUUGCUUAGACUUUCACAACACAGAACGCGCAGAGUACGAAGGGCAAGAUCCAGCAUUACACAGAUACCCAUUGGACACACGCAGUUCCUCGCUGUCUCUUUCUCUCGCUACACCCGACCCAUGUUCCUUCGCACACCCGCCACCGCUCUUAUCACGCCCGACAUUUUCUUCUAUUUUUGUCUUGUUGAGUUGGCGUCCUUGCUACCAAGCACCGACACCGACACUCCGAGUCAUUGCCAUAUGCAACUCAACCCUGGUCGCUGGGAAGAAUUGGGUGACUCUGCUUCGGGUAAAGGGUACAGAAAAGAAGAAGCAGCAGCAGCUCUUGUUAUGGUCACCACGAGGCCAACUCUGUUCUUUUUUUUCGUGGCGUAAAGAACUGCGUCUAUAGCGACAGAGGAUUUUCAUGAUGGAUGAAUAUACGCUUUUCUCAAGGCGUCAGUCAUGAAAAGAGGCGAGCUAAAGAUCGGAUAUUAUCCACCCCUUGACCUGAAGUGCUGAGUGUGGUCCUUACCAAUCGCGAGAUGCAGACGUUCUACUUAACGUGUGGCUAGCCACACCUUUUCGACGAGUACUUUUAGUGCCUUUGCCCUCUUGAUUGCUUGCUAAUCUUUGUCGUGUCAAUAACAUCUUCUACUACUAGAAGACCAGAGAGAACAAGAGUGACAAGCGAACAUC
Gamsiella multidivaricata is the source of this 994-nucleotide messenger RNA. RefSeq lists its product as uncharacterized. The coding region runs from base 189 to 707 and encodes 172 amino acids. The record is from RefSeq and is a predicted model, not a curated record. NCBI's taxonomy places the organism in Eukaryota, Fungi, Mortierellomycota, Mortierellomycetes, Mortierellales, Mortierellaceae. The transcript has a single exon.